AUGUUCUUCAUAACAGAUAUAUCUCACACUGUUCAUCUAUCUACACUGUUCAUCUAUAUCUAUCUAUCUAUCUAUCUAUCUAUGUUCAUAUCUAACUCUAACUAUCUACCAGAUAUAUCUAUCCAUCUAUCUAUCUAUCUAUCUAUCUAUCUAUCUAUCUAUCUAUCUAUCUAUCUAUCUAUCUAUCUAUCUAUGUUCUAUCUAACUCUCUUCAUAAUAGAUCUCUUAUCUAAUAUAUCACACUGUUCAUCUAUCUAUCUAUCUAUCUAUCUAUCUAUCUAUCUAUCUAUCUAUCUAUGUUCAUAUCUAACUCUCUUCAUAACAGAUAUAUCUACCUCACACUGUUCAUCUAUCUAUCUAUCUAUCUAUCUAUCUAUCUAUCUAUCUAUGUUCAUAUCUAACUCUCUUCAUAACAGAUAUAUCUACCUCACACUGUUCAUCUAUCUAUCUAUCUAUCUAUCUAUCUAUCUAUCUAUCUAUCUAUCUAUGUUCAUAUCUAACUCUCAGAUAUAUUCCUGUUCAACAGAUAUAUCUAUCUAUCUAUCUAUCUAUCUAUGUUCAUCUAUCUAUCUAUGUUCAUAUCUAUCUACAACAGAUAUAUCUACCUCACACUGUUCAUCUAUCUAUCUAUUCUAUAUCUAUUCUAUCUAUCUAUCUAUAUCUAUCUAUCUAAUAUUAUUCUGUUCAUCUAUCUAUCUCUAUCUAUCUAUCUAUCUAUCUAUCUAUAUCUAUCUAAUAUUAUUCUGGAUACAAACCAAAAUUGAGUUUCAUUACAUUUCCUUGCCCGAUCGUCCAUUCGCCAAUCUCUUCAAUUCCUUCACCUCUACAUCGAUGCGAAAUUCUUUCUUCUUCAAACUUUUUAACUCUCGUUACUUGUUCUUCUGA
Messenger RNA from Acanthosepion pharaonis, 885 nucleotides. Lineage: Eukaryota; Metazoa; Mollusca; Cephalopoda; Sepiida; Sepiidae. The record is from the annotation of a GenBank genome assembly.